Ornithodoros turicata is the source of this 2863-nucleotide messenger RNA. RefSeq names its product ceramide synthase 6-like. Lineage: Eukaryota; Metazoa; Arthropoda; Arachnida; Ixodida; Argasidae. The transcript has 10 exons. Gene Ontology annotation, biological process: ceramide biosynthetic process. Gene Ontology annotation, cellular component: membrane. The record is from RefSeq and is a predicted model, not a curated record. Gene Ontology annotation, molecular function: sphingosine N-acyltransferase activity; DNA binding. Bases 45 to 1169 code for a protein of 374 amino acids.
GUCCUGCGAACGAGACUGCGCGUGAGUUGCCUCUUUGCUUAAAAAUGGCGGGGGGCGUAAUGCACAGCUUUGGGAAGUGGUUCUGGAACGAAGAUGUUUGGUUACCUCCAAACACAACUUGGGCCGAUAUUAAGAAGACAGAUAAAGUGAAGUAUGCUCAAUUUGACGACCUAUAUUAUGGCUUCGUUGUGGCAUUGGUGCUUCUCGUCAUCCGGUAUACACUUGAAAGGUUGUUGUUCUGCCCCCUGGGUGCAUACCUCGGCUUAAGGGUCCGUGGCGCAAAGAGGGCCCCCGACAACCAUGUGCUCGAGAAAGCCUUCCUGUCCAAUGGAAAGAUGGGAUACAAACAGGUUCAGGGCUUGGCUAAACAGUUGGAGUGGACGGAACGGAAGGUGCAGCGCUGGAUCCGGCAGCGGGUACUGCAGGAACGGCCUUCGACGCUGACAAAAUUUACAGAAAGCACGUGGAGGUUCACUUUCUACUUCUGUGUCUUCUGCUAUGGCUUGUACGCCCUCUCGGAUAAACCCUGGUUGUGGGAUACCAUGCACUGCUGGUACGACUACCCCCACCAUAGCGUUACUAACGACAUUUGGUGGUAUUACAUGAUUGAGCUUGGCUUUUACUGGUCGCUGACCUUCUCACAGUUUCUGGACACAAAACGAAAGGACUUCUGGCAAAUGUUUGUACACCACAUUUUGACAAUUUUACUCCUUUCCUUCUCUUGGGCGUGCAACUUGCAUCGUAUUGGCUCCUUAGUACUCAUCGUUCAUGACUUUGCAGACGUACCCCUGGAGGCAGCCAAGAUGGCAAAGUAUGUGAAGAGACAGCGCUUGGCCGAUGUUACUUUUGCAAUUUUCACCAUAUGCUGGAUCAUCUCUAGGCUGGGGCUUUACCCCUAUAGGGUCAUCUACAGCACAUUGUUUGAAGCGGUGAAGGUGAUAGAAAUGUUUGCAGCCUACUACAUCUUCAACUCUCUCCUAACUGCACUGCAAGUGCUGCACAUUGUCUGGACGUGGAUGAUAGCGCGGAUAGCACUGCAAGCAAUAUCCACCAAUGGGGUGAAAGACCUUCGUAGUGAUGAUGACUCUAGUAGCGAAGUGGAAGUGUCGUCCGCCAACAACCAAGCAUCGGGAGAUUUCAGGAAAAGCAAAAGCCGUAAAGCAGACUAAAAGUCGCUCCCCCCGCAAUCGUUCAGCAACACUCUGGUGGAACAGGAUGGUUUUUGCAGCUUUCUUUUUCUAAUACGGACAACUGGGACACUUAAAAAGGAGGACGAGCAACUCUGCAGAUAUGUCCAGGAAUGACGUAACUGUGACAGUGUAUAUCGCGUGUAUUUCUGAGGUUCAUCUGGCAACGGCGUCUCUUAUAUGCAUGUACCAAGUACGUUUUUCUCGAGUUGGGUGUCGCUUGAGGUUCCGCACAGGAAAUCAAUUUUUGGUGCGAAUUCUGAGAAAUUUACUGGUCACCGCGUCAUUUGGUGUUUGUUUGGACUCUUAGCUGCAAAUUGUGCACAAUUUUUCUUUUCUUUUCUUUUUUUUUUCUGUGCAUAUGGAGUCUGUGCAGGUGUUGUAUAAUUUAUUUUUGUACUGCAUGAUUUGAGUUUGAUGUAUGUUGCUUCUGUGAACUUUCUAGGCUAUGUUGGUCUCGUGGGUACCUGCAGCGGUCGUGUUUUUUUACUGCGGGUGGGAGAGAUUAAAUGAAAACUGAGAAGUACCUAAGGUUCAUAAUAGGGUCAAGGCAGGGUGGUGAGGCAUGUGUGGUUGCGACACGUCUUGGAGAGCACAUUACGUUCUGCACAGUACCUACGGCCGCAUUUUCAAACUGUUUGCAAUUGAUGCCCAAGGGCUUGUCAUUGAAACUGUUUGUAAAGAACCUGCUGCGCAGAACAUGUGGAAUACUUCGUGAAACUGCGAGAGAGUGUGCUGUGAAAGCAACAGAGACGUGAUGUAGCACAUUUUUGUUGAAUGCAAGAUUUUUUUUUAAAGGUGUACUCAGGGGGCAGUCUGUCCACCAAGCACCGUUUAUUGCGUGUUAGCCUACUUAUUGGCUGUGCACUCCCUGCAGCUAGCAUCAACAAGUUUUCUUUCUUUCUUUUUUUUUUUUCAUUCAUUCAUUGUGCUGAUAUAUCUGUGGACCAAAGCGUCAUUUUCUUCACAUUUUAUUGGCACUGCUCUUAUGUCACGGGAGGUACUUGACAUUGGAGGAGCAAACCGUUGUGAUGCGGGAGUUUAGCAAGAGAGAGUGAGUGAGUUUUGAUGUGCAUAAUUUCUAGCUCUACUAAAGCAUUACGAGCUGCCAACCAAAGAGUCUUACGUAAGCACAAACAAGAACCCUCCAGUACACAGAGCACAAGACUGGAGUGUCUGGAUUGCACAUUGCUGUCUUCUCAUGUGGGGGAGGGGUGGGUUACGGAACGUGGUUCUACUCUUUCUGCCCGGGACACGAGAUGUUUCAUGCGCAGUUGCAUCUCUUACAUAUUUUGAAUUGUAAGGAUUCCAGGCCUCUUUAGUGCUCUUCGCAGACCAGUAAUGUCAGAGUGGAAUUCGCUGGUAGGCGACGAGGAGAGAAUGUAACGUUAAAGGGGCAGUGUACCUUUUUUUUUUUUUUCUGCGUGCCAACGGAAGAAAAACUUGUGUGAGGGGUGGCCUGUACGGACAGCUGUUGCAGGCAGAGGUGGGGGAAAACUGCCUUGACUCUUGAGGGGGAAAACGUUGCUUUUGAUGUCCAAGCAUUCCAGAGGCAAUUGGUUAGGUUGAGACCUCUGAUUAUUUUGUAAAUGCUCUGCUUUCAGAGCAGUAGCUGCCCCCCAUACUUUUGUCUACCUCUUUUGGAAUAAAGAAACCAUCUUAGUUCCAAAGCUCAA